Cyprinodon tularosa is the source of this 2098-nucleotide messenger RNA. RefSeq names its product inositol 1,4,5-trisphosphate receptor type 3-like. NCBI's taxonomy places the organism in Eukaryota, Metazoa, Chordata, Actinopteri, Cyprinodontiformes, Cyprinodontidae. Gene Ontology annotation, molecular function: monoatomic ion channel activity. The transcript has 11 exons. Gene Ontology annotation, cellular component: membrane. Gene Ontology annotation, biological process: calcium ion transport; transmembrane transport. Bases 57 to 1706 code for a protein of 549 amino acids. The record is from RefSeq and is a predicted model, not a curated record.
CAGAGGCUCAUGGUUCUUUCCUCCUGGGUUUCCAGAUCGUCCGUGAAGAUCGCAGCAUGGAGCAGAUCGUCUUCCCCGUCCAUCCUAUCUGUGAGUUUCUGACCGAGGAGUCAAAGGUGCGAGUUUUCAACACCACGGAGCAGGACGAGCAGGGGUCAAAGGUCACGCACUUCUUUGAACAGACGUCGUUUCUCCACGGAGAGAUGGAGUGGCAGAAGAAGCUGAGGAGUAUGCCGGUUCUGUUCUGGUUCUCCAGGAGGAUGUCUCUGUGGGGAACCAUCUCCUUCAAUCUGGCCGUCUUCAUUAACCUCAUCAUCGCCUUUUUCUACCCCUACGACUCUGGCCAGGGAGCCAUCGAUGACUCCAUGCUGCUGAUGCUGUUCUGGAUCCUGACCGGGCUCUCCAUCCUGGGCUUGUUCUCCAAGCAGUACGGCCUGCAGCCGCUCACUCUGGCUCUGAUCCUCCGCUCCAUCUACCACCUGGGCAUCGGAAACACGCUCAUUCUGCUGGGAUCGCUUAACCUGAUCAAUAAGGUGGUGUUCGUGGUGAGCUUCGUUGGGAACAAUGGGACGUUCAUCAUGGGAUACAAAGCCAUGGUGAUGGACGUGGAGUUCCUCUACCACCUGGCCUACGUCCUGACCUCCACGCUGGGACUGUUUGUUCACGAGCUGUUCUACAGCAUCCUGCUCUUUGACCUGAUCUACCGGGAGGAGACGCUGUUCAACGUGAUCAAGAGCGUGACCCGGAACGGGCGCUCCAUCCUGCUGACGGCGCUGCUCGCCCUCAUCCUGGUCUACCUCUUCUCCAUCCUGGGCUUCCUGUUCCUGAAAGAGGACUUCAUCAUGGAGGUGGACCCUCUGCUGCAGAUCUCUGCAGAUCCUCAGCAGACUGAAGCUUCUCAGGACUUCCUCAAGUCGUGUUCUGCAGAUGGAGUGAGCUGCACUGACGAGACGAAUGUCCCCGCCGCCGAGGAGGAGGAAGGCGAGUCCAACACGGAGCGGGCCUGUGACACUCUGCUCAUGUGCAUCGUCACCGUGCUGAACCACGGCCUGAGGAACGGAGGAGGAGUGGGAGAUGUCCUCCGCAGACCGUCCAAAAACGAGCCGCUGUUUCCCGCCCGCGUCGUCUACGACCUGCUUUUCUACUUCAUCGUCAUCAUCAUUGUUCUCAACCUGAUCUUCGGCGUCAUCAUCGACACCUUUGCCGACCUGAGGAGUGAGAAGCAGAAGAAGGAGGAGAUCCUGAAGACCACGUGCUUCAUCUGCGGUCUGGAGAGAGACAAGUUUGACAACAAGACCGUGUCGUUUGAGGAGCACAUCAAGAUGGAGCACAACAUCUGGAACUACCUGUAUUUCAUCGUCCUGGUCCGGGAGAAGAACCACACGGACUACACGGGUCCAGAGAGCUACGUGGCUCACAUGAUCAAGGAAAAAAACCUGGAGUGGUUUCCACGGAUGCAGGCCAUGUCCCUGGUGGUAACCGACGGCGACGGGGAGCAAAACGAGAUGAGGAUGCUACAGGACAAGCUGGGGGCGACCAUGAAGGUGGUGACGACGCUGACGGGGCAGCUGAACGAGCUCAAGGAGCAGAUGACGGAGCAGAGGAAGAGGAGGCAGAGGAUGGGCUUCGUGGACGUCCAGGCCGGAGCGAGCGGCACUCUGCCGCCAUCAGCUGCAGGAGGAAAUCAUCAGAUCUACAAACCAUGAAGGCAGCAGUGAGCAUCCAGCUGGACCGAUGCUGGAGAACCUGCAGCUGGUCCAACCUGAUCUCCAGAUGUGGAGAACCUGAACCUGCUUUUGUGUGCAAAGAUUAGCAGCAGUAGUUUAAGCAUAGGAAGAAACCUGCUUUGCUUGGUGCAGCUUCUAGUUUAAUGAGAUCUAAAUUAUUCUGCUAGAUCUUCAGAAGAUUAGGUUUGUGGAACCAGUAAACCAGCCCAGUUCAGACACACCUGGAAAUCAUCAGGAAACAUUGUUCCAUUUCCUGUGAACGUAGAAUUGUCCUGAAAUGUUUGAUUUUAUGUUUUACAGAAAGUCGAUCAUUUAAAUGUGAUCUGAUCACGUUAAAGAUGUCAGAAUAAAUAAACUUGUUUAGUUGAAUA